AUGAUUGGUCUGGGUGAUAAGUUUGAAGGCCUGAAAAAGGCAUACAUAUUAGGAAUUUUAACAGUUUGCUAUAUUGUCGGUGAACUAGGACAUUAUCUGAUAGGUGUUACAUCUAGAGCAACAGCUCGUGAGAUUAGUUAUGGCGAUCAUGCUUGUCAAUUAAAUGAUACAACUUUGGGAAAAGAUGAUAUGCCAGAGCAGUGUGAGGAUAUCUCUGAUCAACUAUCAUGUGCAGCAAUCAACAUUAAUGGAUCAUCAUACUGUGAAUGGGAUUAUAACGGCUUAGGGAUUGAAUAUCAGCUGUUAGCAGGUCCAGUUUUUAUUCUUGUCUUUACAAUCGUUGGUGUCGUUUUUGGUAUUUUGGGUGAUAAAUACAAUAGAUCAAUGAUGCUGUACAUGUGUACGUUACUUUUUGGAGUCGCAAUUAUUCUACAAGGUUCCGUCCAAAACUAUUGGCAAUUAAUUCUGUUGAGAAUGGUCAUGGCUGCUGGAGAAUCUGGAUGUAAUCCACUAGCAACUGGAAUAAUGAGUGAUAUAUUCCCAGAAAAUAAGCGUGCACUUGUUAUGGCUAUUUUCAAUUGGGGUGUUUAUGGUGGCUAUGGAAUCGCCUUUCCUGUCGGACGAUACUUAACAAAAUUGAAUGUUUGGGACCUUGGAUGGAGAUUUUGUUACUAUGUGACGGGAGUUGUUGCUAUAUUAAUUGGAGUUUUAAUGGGAGUGACUCUAAAGGAACCAGAACGUAAAGCAAUUGGUGGGAAUGCAGCAAAUCAGAACAAAAAGGUUUCAUUAUGGAAAGAACUUCUACGCUGUGACAUAAUCAUGCUUAUGAUUGCUGCUUCCGUUCGUCAUUGUGGAGGGAUGACUUUUGCCUACAAUUCUGAUCUGUACUAUAAUACAUAUUUCCCAGAAGUUGACCUUGGAUGGUGGCUUUUUAUUGUAACUAUUGGAAUUGGAUCAAUUGGUGUUGUUUUCGGCGGAUAUGUUAGCGAUAAGAUUGUUAAGAAAAUGGGAAUAAGGUCAAGAGUUAUGGUCUUGGCUUUAUCUCAAUUGAUCAGCACACCAGGAGCUUUUGGAUCUGUUUAUUUUGAUCCAUUCUGGGCUAUGAUUAGUCUUGCAUCAUCAUACUUCUUUGCUGAGAUGUGGUUUGGUAUUGUUUUUGCCGUUAUAGUCGAGAUUGUUCCAUUGGAAGUACGAUCGAGUAUUGUGGGAGUUUUCAUGUUCGUCAUCAAUAAUAUUGGUGGAAAUUUGCCAAUUUUAGUCGAUCCACUCGCCAAACAUAUUGGAUAUAGAGCAUCAAUCUCAAUCUUCUAUGCUGGAUUUUAUUUACUAAGUUCAAUUCUAUUCUUCAUUACAAUGUACUUUAUGGAAGGCAAGAAGGAAGAAGAGAAGCCGAUAGAACCAGUUAAUGCUGUUGAUCCAUCAAAUAAUGUGUCAAGGGUUCAUGUUGGAGUUGACAAUAGAAGUUAUGUGCCAGAUAAUAUGACAAUGCAGCAUCUUAGUGGACGAACGGCUGAUAAGAAUUAUUAUUAG
Chironomus riparius is the source of this 1530-nucleotide messenger RNA. Lineage: Eukaryota; Metazoa; Arthropoda; Insecta; Diptera; Chironomidae. The record is from the annotation of a GenBank genome assembly.